Phragmites australis (common reed) is the source of this 442-nucleotide messenger RNA. Its product is annotated as autophagy-related protein 8D-like. Gene Ontology annotation, biological process: cellular response to nitrogen starvation. The transcript has 4 exons. The record is from RefSeq and is a predicted model, not a curated record. Lineage: Eukaryota; Viridiplantae; Streptophyta; Magnoliopsida; Poales; Poaceae. Bases 149 to 442 code for a protein of 97 amino acids.
GCGCGAUGUCUUCUCCUUUCCGGAACCAGCCCCGCUGCCACUUUCCGUUCCGUGUCGUGUCAUCCUCUUCCUCUUCCUCUUCCUCCUCCGUCUUCCCGCAAGGCAAGCAAUUUCCGAUUAGCGGCCGAUUGAAGCGAUUUGAUUUGCUAUGAAACCCUUCAAGAAGGAGUUCACCUUCGAGGAGAGGUCGGAGGAAUCGGCGGCCAUGAUCACCAACUACCCUGCCAGGAUCCCCGUCAUUGUUGAAAGGUUUUCAAGGAGUAAUUUACCAGAAAUGGAGAAGAGGAAGUACCUGGUUCCGUGUGACAUGCCGGUUGGGCAGUUCAUUUUCAUACUACGUUCCAGGUUACACCUAUCUCCAGGAACAGCGCUAUUUGUGUUUGUAAACAGCACUUUGCCCCAAACAGGUGAGAUUGUGUAUCUAUUGUUCGUUCCUCCUUAA